CUCCUGUACGAGCAACUAGUGCCUCCGUUUUCCCGCGUCGUGCACGACUCACGCACACGCGCCGCGCACACGUGUGUUUGCGGUGCACGGUGGUGACUUUUUGUGUCUGGUUUCCUGCAGCUGCGUGGAGAGAAGCAAGCGCCGGUCUACGGGCAUACGCAGCGCGUCCACAAAACCCCUCCCCCACUCAGUUAGUUAAGCCAGCGCUGGUUCACUUUUAUGCACACUUGUGGGGAAAAGGACUCCUGACCCCUAAUAACCUGAAAUGUGGUGUUUGAACAGUGUUCUGUGCAGAGCUGAGUGUGUCCUUGUGCACACACACACACACACACACACACUCUGUUUAUGCUCCGUGCUGUGCUCGGUUUGGGGUUUAGAGAGACCGAGCUGUAAGUAGGUCGGGCUGGGCUUAAGCGGCUUAGCUACGUCAGCCUAAGCUGGGAGGAAUUCAUCCAAAGCCCUCCGCGGUAGGCGGGGGCCUAAGCGAGGCUGGCCUAGUUAAGCCUGAUUCUUAUUGUGUGCAGCACAGCCUGUUUUUGUUGUGCAACGUAGCUGAGAGGGAACCCAGGAGUGCAGUGUGGAGCCAUGCACUUGUUAGUCGUAGCCUAUGUUUGAAUCAGAGAGCAGGCAGAAAUGUCUGGGAGUUAGACCAGUGUUAGUGUGGGCUGACAGCAGACAGCAGAGGCAGACAGGUGAGGAUCCACAGCUCUGAGUGUGGUCUCUGAACCACAGGCCCGGCUUGGUCUACGUGGGCCCACUGUGCUGUAAGAUGGCGUCCAGCUCAGUGUUUCUGUCCAGUAUGGUGGGCAAAGCUCGCUCCUCCAACUUCACGCUGUCUGAGAAGCUGGACCUGUUGAAGCUGGUCCGUCCUCACAUCCGCAUCCUGGAGGAGCACACCAACAAGCACGCCGUCAUCGUGGACAAGAACAAGUGCUGGGACACCGUGGCAGAGCAGUACAACGCCCUGGGAGGGGACCGGCCCCACCGCACCGCCCAGGGCCUCCGGACCCUCUACAAGAGGCUGAAGGAGUCGGCCAAGCAGGAAGUGAUGCAGCGGAGACACGCCCAGCCGGAGUACAGGGCCAGCAUCUCUGAGCCAACCAGGAGAAUCAUGGAGAUGAUCCCUCACCUGUUCCACCACGUGCCCAUUCACGAGAAGGACCAGGCGCUGCGCAGAUUAAUAUACAGCAAGCACAACUCUCCCAUCGAGCAUCCUGGCAGCAGCUCCUCUCUGGCCGGCCUCCAGGAUUACUCAGCAGCUGUCCCAAGUAUCCCCCAUGAGGUGGUCCAGCUGGACCCUGAAGAGGAUGUAAAACCUCCGCCAGACCUCCCCAUCCUCCCCUCGCACACAGGCCCGGGGCUGGACGGCGGCCCAGAGCGAGAGGGGGAGCAGGACUUGGGCAGCGUCCACGAUUACGAGGCCUCGCUGUCUCCGUCUCCCUCCUCCGUCAACAUCCCCCUGUCCACGUCGCCGCUGCCCUUACGCCACGACCUCUACCCCAACGACAUCUACCCUCACCACGAGCCCGACAGGUUCCGCCCGCUGCAGCUGGCCAAGGAGGAGCACGAGCUGGUGCUGGCCAAUCACAGGAAGGUGGCGCUGUACCUGGAGGAGAAGAGGGAGGGUCUGAAGAGGAAGCAGGAUCUGGAGGAAGAACUCCUGAGAGCCAAGAUUAAAGUGGAGAAACUGAAGGCUGCCCGGCUGAGGCACGGGCUGCCAAUUCCUCUAUAACAAGUACAAACUCGCACAUCUGUUAGAAAGGGAGAGGCUCUGAGGAGUUUAAAGUGCGGCAAUCAUCGGUUUUAAGUUUGAGAACUUAUUUUGGAAACAUAGUGCCUCGUACAGACGCAGAAAGCAGGAGAAUGCUGACUUUUAAGUUGCCAUCAUCAUUCCCACAGACAUCGAUAACACUGUGACAGGCCAAAAUGGGUAAAAUAACUGUGAACGUUUGGAAAGGAGUAUUUGUAGUAUUGGCUGUUUGUGAAGCUUUUCCUGUCUAAAUGUGCCACCAGUAUGUACUUGUGGGAGUGUUUGGGUCUUUAUUGUCCAAGAUUAUUGGAAAAAAAAUGUGAUAUAUGAGACAGUGAGAGUCUGCAGGGUUCAUAUCAGCGUGACUGUCGGCUCUUUGCAGAGAAAAUGUCCACCAAAUCUGGCAUUGGGUAAAAAAAUGUCUGGGUGUUUUCUUUCAGGCUUUCAACUCGCCAAACUAUGAUACAUUUUUAUGUAUGCAGGUUCUAAACGAGUACCAAACACCCCAGUUCACUACAAAGGAACGCGGCAGUGGAAAUUUUAAGAUUGGAGCAUAAAAAACACUUUUAACGGGUUUUAACUUACGAUGAUAAUGAUGCUGAACUGCAGCGAUCAGUCACACUUUUAAAUUCUUUGUCAACUACUUGGUCUGAAAACAAAGUCUAAAUUCUCUCCUUCUUAGACUCUGAAAUACGAGUUUUUUCCAGUUUCUUUCUUCUUCUAUGACAGUAAACGGAAUAUCUUUGGGCAAAACAAGACAUUUGUCAUCUUGUGGUUUGGGACAUUUUACAACCAAGAAAGUUAAAUAAUGAAGAGAUUAAUCGACUGAGAAAAAUCCUAAAUAAAGCCAACUUCUGUGAAUCAGUCAACAAUGUCCAAGUGUGAAAUUGUGUCUUGAUGGCCAGUUGAGUGAACAAAAGAAGGGAGAGACGCUGUUGGUUUUUGGUGUUCUUGCUAUUUAAUGUAACAUUGAUUGUAUUGUAACGUUGGUCUGUCUGUGCUGUUGGUUUCUCUCACAGUUUGUCCACAUGUUCACUUAUUUCUAUUAAAAAAAACAAGGUUCAUAUUA
This is a messenger RNA of Acanthochromis polyacanthus (spiny chromis), 2819 nucleotides long. RefSeq names its product fibrinogen silencer-binding protein (gene fsbp). NCBI's taxonomy places the organism in Eukaryota, Metazoa, Chordata, Actinopteri, Pomacentridae. Bases 770 to 1732 code for a protein of 320 amino acids. The record is from RefSeq and is a predicted model, not a curated record. The transcript is spliced from 2 exons.